This is a messenger RNA of Habropoda laboriosa, 1141 nucleotides long. RefSeq lists its product as uncharacterized. Lineage: Eukaryota; Metazoa; Arthropoda; Insecta; Hymenoptera; Apidae. The record is from RefSeq and is a predicted model, not a curated record. The transcript has 3 exons. Bases 524 to 1141 code for a protein of 205 amino acids.
AAUUUGUCGCAGUCGGUUGGAGUAAGCUCGUCUCUCCGAUCGGUGGUUGAACAGAUCCGUACGCAGAGUCGAAGCUGCCGAUUCUCCUCCGCUCAGCGUAUAGAGACGUGUGAAGAGAGUUACAGAGUCGCGGAGACAAUCGAGGUGAUAUCCUCGAGAGGAUAGGAAGAAUCAGUCACCGAAGGAUGGGCAUAUUCCGCGAGUUUCCGAUCGUUUUCAAUCUGUACAAGAAAUAUAGUUAGGCGGGUGAGAAUUUUGGGACGGAGAACGAACCUGGGUGGGAAGAUCGUCGCUGUUUCUACGUAUAUGGACGUCUCGCUGGAGGAUCGUGCAUCAGCGUUCACAUACGUAGGACACGCUAGGAAUGCGUAAUAGAUCAAGAAGAGAGCAGCAAUAGGCAGGAACACACGGAGCCAACAGCCUGACCAAAAGAUACCAUAGACGAGUUCGAGAAACACAAUACUCCGAGUGAUCAGCGAUUACAGUAAUAGCAAGUGUUUCUAACGUUCUCCAACAGGACACGAUGUCGAAAGUGUCAGGAAUGCUAGAGACGGAAGAUGUAGUUGGAAAAUCAACCCUGAGUGGACGAGUAUCCGACAAACUGAAAGAUGGAAGUUACAGCGGACCACCGAUGUUAUUUCGUCACGAGUCUAUGCAGAAGAUCCGCCACUGCUGCCAGAACCUCAAUCUCUUACCCUAUCUGCUUUAUUCAUUCGACAAUUCCAAGUCACAUCCGAUCGUACGUAAAGUACAUCUCUGUCUAGGCCAGUUUCUCGAAGGGCUCACGGUGAGGUUCUUCUUCCUCUACAGCAGUAUCCGACAGUCUCUGCUCCGUGACAUUCGUUCGGAGGAAUCUCAAGAGGAAAAACCGGCGAAAACAUCUACCCUGAUGUUCCGAGAGUUCGGCAAACAGAAACCCAAGCAGAAUCCUCUGCACCUGAUCUUGGCUGUCUAUUUCGUCCUGUUGCUGUUGACCAUCCAAAUGGUUGGGCUGUUCAGCUUGAUGGUGUUUGGAAAAUACACACCGGGUUUCAUCUUUCUCGUCUCAUCUCUGAUGUUCCUCGCCUACAUCUCGUUGAAGGUCCUCUUUCACGAGAGCGCGAACGCGAAAUGCAGAAGUAAGAAGACGAAAGCGCAGUGA